Molecule: messenger RNA, 903 nt
Organism: Arabis nemorensis
Lineage: Eukaryota; Viridiplantae; Streptophyta; Magnoliopsida; Brassicales; Brassicaceae
Source: the annotation of a GenBank genome assembly
AUGGUGAGAACACCAUGUUGCAAGGAAGAAGGAAUAAAGAAAGGAGCUUGGACUCCUGAGGAAGAUCAAAAGCUUAUUGCUUAUCUUCAAUUACAUGGUGAAGGUGGAUGGCGAACUCUCCCCGAAAAAGCUGGAUUGAAGAGGUGUGGGAAGAGUUGUAGACUGAGAUGGGCAAAUUAUUUGAGACCCGACAUUAAAAGAGGAGAGUUUAGUCCUGAAGAAGAUGACACUAUCAUCAAGCUUCAUGCUCUUAAGGGUAACAAGUGGGCGGCAAUAGCCACUAGUUUGGCUGGACGAACUGACAACGAAAUUAAAAAUUAUUGGAACACAAACCUCAAGAAGCGUUUAAAGCAAAGAGUUCUUGAUUCAACCACUCCCAAACCGAUCAAUUUAACCGGUAAAACCGGUCUCGAACCAAAAAAUCAUAAACCGGUUUAUUCAUCCGGUCCCGCUAGGCUUCUUAACCGGGUCGCAAGCAAAUACGCAGUCGAUUUAAACCGGGAUAUACUAACCGGAAUCAUAAGUGGAAACACCACAAUCAUCGCCGAGAAUUCACAAAAUUCCGGCGAAGUCUAUUCUCCGACGUCCACAUUGGUCAACAGUUCGGUUCUGAUCAAACCAAUUCCUUACACUGCGUCAACAUCUUCAGGCUUCUCCGACAACUGUUCACUCUCCGAUGAUUUAACCGAUUUUCUUAACAACGAAGAGAUCUCCGACGUGUAUUCGACAGUCGAUAAUUUUGAGCUUAUGGAGGAGUUAAAGGGCAUUUUAAGCUACGGUGGUUCCGGCAACGGAGGUCUUGAAGAUUCGCCGGAGUUUCUUGAUUCUUGGAACGUAGAAGACAAUAUGGAUUUAGAGAAUUUUGUGAGUUCGUUAGAUUCCAAAGUAGGUGUCUUUUUCUAA